This is a messenger RNA of Myiozetetes cayanensis, 4427 nucleotides long. RefSeq names its product apoptosis inducing factor mitochondria associated 3 (gene AIFM3). Gene Ontology annotation, biological process: execution phase of apoptosis. The transcript has 22 exons. Gene Ontology annotation, molecular function: flavin adenine dinucleotide binding; 2 iron, 2 sulfur cluster binding; oxidoreductase activity, acting on NAD(P)H. Bases 1245 to 3275 code for a protein of 676 amino acids. The record is from RefSeq and is a predicted model, not a curated record. NCBI's taxonomy places the organism in Eukaryota, Metazoa, Chordata, Aves, Passeriformes, Tyrannidae. Gene Ontology annotation, cellular component: cytoplasm; mitochondrion.
UCGCGGGGGAAAAGCGGGUUUGGGUCCCUGUGUGGUGUGUCGUGUCCCCGCGCCAGCGUGUUCUCCAAGUUUAUUUGUUCCUGUUCCAGGAAACAGUGAUCCCACCUGGACAGGGGGGAAUGGCUUUAAUCUGAAGGAGGGUAGAUUGGAUAUUAGGAAACAUUCUCCCCUGUAAGGGUCGUGAAGCACUGGCACAGGGAAGCUGUGGCUGCCCCAUCCCUGGAAGUGUCCAAGGCUGGGUUGGAUGGGGUUGGAGCAACCUGGUGUAGUGGAAGGUGUCCCUGCCCGUGGCAGGGGAAUGGAAUGAGAUGAGCUUUAAGGUCUGUUCUAAGCCAAACUGUUCCAUGAUUCUUGUGUGUCCCUGUCCAACAGGACAUUCUGUGAUUCUGUGAACUGCAAAGUCUCCUUCGAGAGGGAACAUCCACCUCUGAUUGUGGUGGAUGGAAGCUGGACUGUGGUGUUCUGCUGUAGCUGUUGGUCUUGGAAAACGUUGCUGGGAUAAACUCCUUCUGCCCUGCUCCAGUUCCUGUGGGGAACACAGAUUGCUCUUGUGCAAGGGGGACCUGGCAGGGACAGCACGGCAGGGACUCGGCUACCUAUGGUGGAGUGGUUGAGAAUUAAAACUCUCUCGUGUUGUGAAAUGAUUUGUUUUGUGCAUCGUGCACUGUGCGCCUGGGGAGAAUUUCCAGCAUUUGCGCUUUUUAUUGGCAAACCUUUGCGAUCUGAACCAAAUCUCAUGAUUAAUGGUUUCCAGUCCAGCUCACGGAGAAGGCGUGUGGAGUGGUGGUAGUGACAGCGCUGUCGAAUGAGCCUUUAACCUGGAGCUGCUAAAUCGCUGAAGCAGCAGCCAGGAAAACAAUCCUGUCUGAUUGUGCUCCGACAGGGCGUUCCCGCUGCGUUCCUUCAGGAGCCAGCGGGGGACAUUAACCGGCAACUUUGUAGCUCUCUGUGCUGCCGCUGACACAAACUCCUGGUGACAAGGUGAAGUGCAGCAGCGCACGUCACUCCCUGCCCUCAUCUCUCCCUGCCCGCGGUGAGAUGGGGCCAUACGGCCCAUUGCUGGGGCCCUGAGCUGCUCUCGGCGUUUUGCAGCGUGAGUUUGCUUCUGUUUCUUGGGACCAUCCAAAAGAAAAUCACCUGGCAAAGCCAAACCCGCUGCUUUCUCCAGGGCACGUGGGGAUCGACGCCGGAGCCGAGGCACGCGAGCUCGCCGUGUGCGAUGCGAGGAUGUGCCCGCGCCCUUGAUGACCUGCCCGCCCCUGGCCCCGCUGCUUUUCCCGCACGGCACCAUGGGAGGAUGCUUCUCCAAGCCCAAACCAGUUGAAGUGAAAAUUGAAGUAGUGAUACCUGAGAAGGAGAGAAGCAAGGAGGAGAUGUCACCCAAUGGGAAAGCCAGCCCCCUGAUCUACAAAGUCAAUGGAACAGCCCGGCACUACCACCUCGAGGAGCAUCCAAUUGCCAGCAGUCCCUACCACAACCCAAAGGACAUGGUGGAAGCAUCCGUUUGCCACGUGAAGGACCUGGAGAAUGGACAGAUGAGGGAAGUGGACCUGGGCUGCGGGAAGGCUCUGCUCAUCAAGGAGAGUGGCGAGUUCCACGCCGUGGGACACAAGUGUCCCCACUAUGGGGCUCCACUGGUCAAAGGGGUUUUGUCCAAAGGAAGAGUCCGCUGUCCCUGGCAUGGAGCUUGCUUCAACAUCGGCACAGGUGACAUUGAGGACUUUCCUGGCUUGGAUAGUUUACCCAGGUUCCAGGUCAAGAUUGAGAAGGAGAAGGUGUACAUCCGAGCAAGCAAGCAGGCGCUUCAGACACAGAGGAGGACAAAGAUGAUGGCAAAAUGCAUUUCCUUGAGCAACUACAACCUGGGCAGUACCAACGUGCUGAUCAUUGGUGCAGGGGCAGCUGGGCUGGUCUGUGCAGAGACCUUGCGCCAGGAGGGUUUCUCUGACCGGAUUGUGAUGUGCACAAUGGACAGACACUUGCCCUACGACAGACCAAAGCUCAGUAAGGGCUCCUGUGAACCUGCUUGUGCUGUGAGGAGCUGCAGUUAUGGCUGCUUUGCCAACUCUCAGAAGCAUUUACUGCCUCAGCUGGUCAGUACCAGCCCCACACUGAGCCAGCAGAGAAGGAACCGGAGCCCAGAUCGGCCUCUUGUGUCAAUGGAUUCCCAACCCGAGCAGAUCGCCCUGCGCCCCAAGGAGUUCUUCUGCACCUAUGACAUUGAAGUCCUGACUGAGAUGCAGGUUGCAGCUGUGGAUAUCAAGAGCAAGAUAGCCGUGUUCAAAGAUGGGUUUAAGAUGGAAUACAACAAGCUGCUGAUAGCGACUGGAAACACGCCCAAAGCUCUCAGCUGCAAAGGCAAGGAGAUGGAAAACGUUUUCAACAUCCGGACGCCCGAAGAUGCCAACCAUGUGGUAAAGCUGGCCACGAGCAAGAACGUGGUGAUUGUGGGAGCAUCCUUCCUGGGGAUGGAGGUGGCCGCCUACCUUGCGGAGAGGGCCCACUCGGUGUCCCUGGUGGAGCUGGAGGAAGUCCCCUUCAAGAAGUUCUUUGGGGAGAGGGUUGGCCGUGCUGUCAUGAAGAUGUUCGAGAGCAACAGGGUGAAGUUCUACAUGCAGACAGAAGUGUCAGAGCUGCGGGAACAGGAGGGGAAGCUCAAGGAGGUUGUGCUGAAGAGUGGGAAGGUCCUGCGUGCCGACGUGUGUGUUGUUGGUGUUGGUGCAGUUCCAGCGACGGGCUUCCUCAAGCAGAGUGGCAUCAAUAUCGACUCCAAGGGCUUCAUUGUGGUCAACAAGAUGAUGCAGACCAACAUCCCUGGGGUUUUUGCUGCUGGAGAUGCUGUCACGUUCCCACUGGCCUUGAGGAAUAACAAGAAGGUGAAUGUCCCCCACUGGCAGAUGGCCCACAUGCAUGGCCGUAUCGCUGCACUCAACAUGCUGGCCCAUGGCACAGAGAUCAGCACCGUCCCAUAUUUGUGGACUGCUAUGUUUGGGAAGAGCAUCCGGUAUGCAGGCCAUGCAGAGGGAUUCGAUGAUGUUGUCAUUCAGGGAGAUUUAGAUGAACUGAAGUUUGUGGCAUUUUAUACCAAGAGCGAUGAGGUGGUGGCUGUGGCCAGCAUGAACUAUGACCCAAUUGUCUCCAAGGUGGCUGAGGUCCUGGCUGCUGGCAGGACCAUCCGGAAGCGCGAUGUGGAGCUGUUUGUCCGUCACGAACCGGAGACAUGUCUUGGCUAUCAGGGAAAGGCUCCUAAUAUGCUGGUGGCUGUGCCCUCCUGAUGCUGCACUUGCCGUGUGGAGACAGGACAGCAGCUCCAUGGCCCGGUGGAAAACCCAUGGCUCAGCCAUUUCCCUUUGAGACCUGGAUGAACCCAUGGCUGGCACUGUGCACUGACCUUCCCAGGAGGACCUCCCAUGGCAUCUCUGCCCCAGUGCUUGCUGGGUUAGGUUCUGCCAUUGCAAUUCCCAUGGGACUGGAAGAGCAGCCCCCAGAGACCGUGGGGUUUGGCUGUGGCAAUGGGCAUUGGUGUGGCGUGGCUCCAGAUGCUGCCAUUGGGUUGAGGGUCCCCAGGUGGGUCUGCCCCAUGCACAUCCCUCACCUCUGUAAGCAGCAUGAGUGCCUUUGGGUGCUCCUGUGCUUUCAUGCAUGAUGCUCCUUCCCAAAUUCUCUUCACUCCCAGCAGAGUUCUGAUGCGCAUCCCCACAGAGCCUGACAUCCACUCCCUCUUUGCAUGACUGCAGUGUUUGCCACAGCUCUCCCUGUGCUCACCCACUCCAGGGGGCAUCUGGGUGGGCCAGGAGAUGGGGUCACAGCGGGUGGUCUCUGUGCAGCCUGUGACUGUGUGGUCCAGGCUGGUCCUGCCCAGCCCACCCCAGCACAGGCGGGUCCCUGCCUAUGCUGAGGGACUCUGGAGCUCACUGGUCCCAUCCCAGCACCUGCAGCUCUUGGUCCAUCCCCAGGGUGUGGAGCAGGGGUCCCUGGAGAGCUGGGACAGCUCAGCUGCAGCCCUGGACUUGGUGGCCACCCUUCCAGCCAGCCUUGGGAUGGAUGUCUCUCCUUAAUGACAUCAUGGGAUUGGUGCUGCUGCUUGAGGAAAAGUAGCUGGAGGAGCCAUCCAUCGUCUGUCCUGUCGUCUAGUGACAAGGCUGCAUUUCUUAGCCCACCAUGCAAGUGCUCUGAUGUCCUGUUUCCUGCCCCUGAUGAAGAAGAGCCAUGUCUCCAGCUCAGGAGUGGACCUGGCCAGCCACAGCCCUGUGUCUAUCAACCUAACAAGUGGGAGGGUGAGGAUCCCCUCGGAGAGCCUCCAGUGCUUUGUCUUGGGGGUGACUCCUUCCCCAGCAGUCAGUGUUUUACCCUGAAUCCAAAACAAGAGGAUUUAUAUUUUUAAUUUGAUUAACCCCCUAUGAAUUAAAGCAAUACUGUUUUUGGGA